UGCCGUUCAUUCCUUCCUUCCUUCCUUUCGAAGAAGGGACGGCUAAUCCGCAAAGCAAUUCUGCCCGGGGUGGGGCUUUACUUCCCUCCUCCCCACGCCUCCCCCCCCUCUUAGCGUGUUGCGUGCAUGUGUGUGCCGCUUCCUCGAGCAAGCCUGCCUGUCUCCAAACACGGUGGGGCCAGUCAUAACAAAACCCCGUCCCCCGGCAGGAGGAACGUUGGAAAACGGCUCCGCUCUUCCUUUAGCGCCGCGCCCGCAAAGGGUUAAGCGGCCGGUUGCUGCCUCCCGCUCUUUGCUAGACGGCGGAGUUUCGAGGAAGGCGCUGCGCGUUCGAGGCAGGCGACGCGGCGUGUGGCUGCUGCUGCUGUGGCAGCUACUCUCGCUUUCCGGCUCGUUUGGGAAAGACGUUCAACUGCGUUUUGCUUUAGGCCCCCGACCUCGAUCCUCUCCGGAGAAAUCUGCUGUUAGGGGGGUGAGGACGAGGGAGCAGAAGAUUUCAAAGCGUAACCGGCCGGACUUGGCGUCGCGGGGCGCUGCGAUUGAACGCCCGGGUGAGCAUCUCCGGGGAAUCGUCUUCUCACGCUCGCUCGGAGCGGUGUGUGAUUAUGAGGACGAGCUUGGCUCUUGCCAGCUAUGGAACCAAGCCAGACCUUGGCGGUGAUCCUUAAACCAGUACAAUGCCGGGACUGAGCUGCUUCGCUCUCCACCUUCCUGACCCAGUGGGGUUUGGGUGAGAUCCAACUGCAGACCAGCCGCGCGACCGUCUUCUCCACAGAUACCACCCAAAUAGCCAUCAUUUUAACUUGCGGUUAUCACAGAAAUCAACUUGGUCCUGAUUUGGUCCAGAAGCACCUGUAUUGAAUUGAGAGAUUUCUCAAACCCAGCUUAAAGCCGAAAUGAAUGCCUUUUAGACGGAAGGAACCUGAAUGCACUUUCACUACUAAUACCAGAGUGAAAGGAAAAGCUAAUCCAACCAUCCUGUCUGCUGUCAACGUUUGGAACUUCUCAUUGAGGAUUGGCCUUCUGUAUAGGACAUAGUUACUCUGCCAUUUAGCAUACAUGGAGGAAGGCAUCAAAAUGUGUAAACCUGGCUAACAACACAGUGAUUUUCAGAAGCAGACUGGAGGACCGUCCAGUUGUACAAGGAUUAUUUUGCAUUUAGUUUCUAGGAAUAUAACAAUCAUCUGCACAGAGGACAAAACACAUCUAUUUUGUUUUAUUUCUUCUUUUUGCUCAACUCUUCCUUCUUUCUUCAGUUAGAAAUGGGCCCGUGGACUAGAAUGUGGCCCAUGGACAGGUUUGCUUUUUUGAAAUCCUGGCUUGUUUUUUUUCUGGGAUUGUAUGUGCAGUUUUCCAAAGCGUUGGCCUGUCCAAGUGUAUGCCGUUGCGACCGAAACUUUGUCUACUGUAAUGAACGAAGCUUGACCUCAGUGCCUCUUGGAAUACCGGAGGGUGUAACCAUACUCUACCUCCACAAUAACCAAAUUAAUAAUGCUGGAUUUCCUGCAGAACUUCACAAUGUCCAGUCUGUGCACACAGUCUACCUAUAUGGCAACCAGCUAGAUGAGUUCCCUAUGAAUCUCCCCAAGAAUGUCAGGGUUCUCCACCUGCAAGAAAACAACAUUCAGACCAUUUCUCGGGCUGCUCUGGCACAACUCUUGAAACUGGAAGAGCUUCAUCUGGAUGAUAAUUCUAUCUCUACUGUUGGAGUGGAGGAUGGGGCAUUCCGGGAAGCUGUUAGCCUCAAGCUUCUGUUCUUAUCCAAGAAUCACUUAAGCAGUGUACCAGUUGGCCUUCCAAUGGACUUACAAGAACUACGAGUGGAUGAAAAUCGAAUUGCCAUCAUAUCAGACAUGGCCUUUCAGAAUCUCACAAGUUUGGAACGUCUCAUAGUGGAUGGUAAUCUCCUUACAAAUAAAGGCAUUGCAGAUGGCACCUUCAGCCACUUAUCUAAACUUAAGGAAUUCUCUAUAAUAAGGAAUUCAUUGACAUACCCACCUCCCGAUCUUCCAGGUACAAAUCUACUUAGGCUUUAUUUACAGGACAACCAGAUAUCACACAUACCACUUUCAGCCUUUUCAAAUCUUCAUCGCCUGGAACGACUUGAUAUUUCCAACAAUCAACUCCGGAUGCUGUCUAAAGGUGUUUUUGACAAUCUUCGCAGCUUGAAACAACUGACGGCAAGGAAUAAUCCCUGGUUAUGUGAUUGUAGUAUUAAAUGGGUUACUGAAUGGCUCAAAAUAAUUCCUUCCUCCAUCAAUGUCCGAGGAUUCAUGUGUCAGGGACCAGAACAAGUCCGAGGUAUGGCUGUCAGGGAACUCAACAUGAACAUGUUGGCAUGCCCCACAACUACCCCAGAUGUCUCAUUUGUUACCCAUAUUCCCACAACAUCUUUGCCAACCACGAUGGCCCCUACUUCAUCACACUUAACCCCAAGUAAUAAACAAACAAGCAUUCUUCUUGCCCCUACUAUAACCACACUCCCCACUGUGCCUGAGAGGAACGAUGAAGAAAAAAUGACCCUUCCCACUGUUGAACGAUUUCAGCUGUUUAUCCACGUUGUAAAUGGCACUUGCAUCCAAGUGAGCUGGCAUUCCCUCUUUAAUGUGAUGGCUUACAAGCUUACUUGGGUUAAAAUGGGUCAUAGUCUGGAAGGAGGCAUUAUUCAGGAACGGAUAGUUACUGAUAAGAGACAGAACAUCAGCUUGACAAAUUUAGAGCCCAAAUCUACAUAUCGGAUUUGUUUGGUUCCCUUGGAUGAUUUUAACAAUUACCGCAUUGGUGAGGACACUGUGUGCUCAGAAGGCACAACGAAGGCUUCCCUAUUGAAUAAUGGAAGCAACUCAGCUUCUAGCCACGAACAGACAACUUCUCAUAACCUUGGUUCUCCAUUUCUGUUAGCAGGCUUAAUUGGGGGGGCUGUUGUAUUUGUGCUGGUGGUUCUGCUCAGUAUCUUCUGCUGGCACAUGCACAAAAAAGGACGCUACACCUCUCAGAAGUGGAAAUACAACCGUGGGCGACGGAAAGAUGACUACUGUGAGGCAGGAACCAAGAAGGACAACUCCAUCCUGGAGAUGACAGAAACCAGCUUUCAGAUUGUCUCCUUAAAUAAUGAUCAGCUCCUUAAAGGAGAUUUCAGAUUGCAGCCUAUAUAUACCCCAAAUGGGGGCAUUAACUAUACAGACUGCCACAUCCCCAACAAUAUGCGAUAUUGCAACAGCAGUGUCUCAGACCUGGAACACUGUCAUACGUGAUAGUGAGGUGUGUGGUGAGGCAAUAUUACCACAAGCAAAAACCCAGAGGGAGCAAGCAAAAUUAAUCUGCUCACACACAAAUCAACAAAAAUUACAUUUGAUAAAUGUUACGCAAAUGCAUUUGCGCAUUUGAAUACUCUGUAAUUUAUAUGGUGUACUAUAUAAUGGGAUUUAAAAAAAGUGCUAUCUUUUCUAUUUCAAGUUAAUUGCAAACAGUUUUGUAACUUUUUGCUUUUUAAAUCUUUAAAAUAUAUAUAAAUAUAUAUAUAAAUAUAUAUAUAUAUUGAAGAAGUACUGUACAGGGUUGUACAAUAAGAACCCAAUGCCAUGGCAAAGGAAAUACAAAACAAAAUGCCUCAUUCAAACAUUCAAUACUUUGAUUUUGGAGCUGUUUGGGGGAUUUUGGCUCGUAUAUCCAUUAGUUUAAGAUAAGUUUGUAUUACAAGAGGAAACUUUAGGAAUGCCUAAGCAGUGUUACAUGAGAGGAAAACAAUUUAACUUCUUUGGUGAUCUUUAAAAAAAAUGGAAUAGCAUUUGUAAAAAUUAGAUUGGCCACCUUGCCUGCCUCUGUCCCUUUAGCUCCCUUUAGUCAGAGACUAAAACUAGGAACUCCCUGGAUACCAGGCUUAACAAGCCUGUAUCCUUCAUUUUGUUAUUUUUUUUUUCAAAAGGUAUAUCCCUUUGUUCAUUUCUUUUCAGAAAAGCUGGUAUGGAAUCCAUCAAGGCAUUUGUUAUUAAAUUCUCAUCAAAUUGGGAACAUUUUUUUAAAAAAAACUGCAUCUAGACACUUACUGUUUUCUCCAGAAAUGCAUUUUUGAAUUCCCAGUGAAAUCAUAUUAGGUCAUAAAUUUCAAAAAUUCUAUUAGUAAUCCAGACAGACCUUUGGCAGAAUACAAUCAAUACAUCAUUCUACAGGUAGUCCUCAACUUACAACUACAAUUGAGCCCAAAGUUUCUGUUGUUAAGUGAGUCAGUUGUUAAGUGAAUUUUGCCCCCGUUUACAACCUUUCUUGCCACCGUUCUUAAGUGAAUCACUGCAGUUGUUAAGUCACUCACAUGAUUGCUGAGUAAAUCUGGCUUCCCCAUUGACUUUGCGGCAGCGGUGAAAUCCACUUACCUUUGCUACCGGUUUGGGUGUGCUCCUGCGCGGAAGCAUACGUGUGCUACGCAUGCUUCUGUGCAUGUGCAGAACCUUCUGUGCAUGCGCAGGUGAUUAAAAAAUGGGGCAUAAUGAUGUUCCGGUGGGUGGGCAGAGCCUCCUGCUGCCGGCGUUACCGGUUCAGCCAGCUGAAUAGAACCGGGGGGGGGGAUUUCACCACUGCUUUGCGGUUUUGUCAACCCAUUUACAAUUACUUGCCAAACUGAUUUUGCCAAAUGCACAACUUGCAUUAUUUCAGGUUAAGGAAAUGUCCUCAACUUUAUCUGAUUCCCUCCCAGAUUAUUUUGUUCAGUUUUGUACCUUUGCAAAAGGACUUCCUGGGAUUCUAAGCUGUACAGUUCUAUUAAUAUGGGAACAUGACAAAAAGAAUACCUAUCCCUUUAGUGAUAUAAGAAGAACAGUUUCCAGGGCAUCAUAUGGAACAUCAUAUGUUAUGCAUGGAGAACUUAGUGCAGCUCUUAGUGUUAGACAACGAUCCACUGAUGGUAGAUUAGUUAACGCUCCCCUCUCCCCAUAUGUAGUCUCUGCAUGAAGUUGAGGACAUGACUGUAUGAUGGCUUCAUAUACUGGCAUGACUGGGAUAUUAGCCAAGGGAUAAGAUGUUAGCUGAGAUUAUGGAAUUGUAGUCCACUAAAUGUAGAGUACCAGGUUGCAGAAGGCUGGACUAUACUACCCAUAUUUGAUUUGAUUUUUAUUUAUUUUAAUCAAUAAAUUAGUGUGGCCUUCCCUUA
Messenger RNA from Pantherophis guttatus, 5143 nucleotides. The record is from RefSeq and is a predicted model, not a curated record. Lineage: Eukaryota; Metazoa; Chordata; Lepidosauria; Squamata; Colubridae.